AUGGCAGCAUCUUGCAAUGGAGGGAACAACCAGAAAUGGUACAGGACUAGCAAUGGUGAACUGAGAACGGAAUACAGUGGUUACUGCUUGGAUGUAUGGUUCGGUGGAGGCAACAAUUUGAUUAUGCAUGGUUGUCACAAUGGGAGGAACCAAAAGUUUUCUGUUCCAUCGAGUGUGGGGAUAACAGUCAAAUCCCCUCCAGAAUACUCUGUGAUUACACGUUUCACUGACAGCAGUCUUUGUGUCGAGAUUGCAAGCGACGGCAAUGCCUACAUGAAUACUUGUGAUUAUGGAUGGAGACAACUAUUCAAGUACAACUCUGGGACCCAAGAAAUCCAACUAUGGAAUGCAGGCAGCGGUCAAGAUUGUUUGGACUAUAACACUGGCACUAAUAAUGUUGCCACAGCC
Molecule: messenger RNA, 408 nt
Organism: Seminavis robusta
Lineage: Eukaryota; Bacillariophyta; Bacillariophyceae; Naviculales; Naviculaceae
Source: the annotation of a GenBank genome assembly